AUGUUUCAGAUGACUGAGGAGAACUAUAUGCAUGGCUGCUUGUUGGGUGUUACAAAGACCCUUCUUUACAAAUGGUUCUCAGCAACUAAUCACAAGAAGCCAUACUUUAUUGGAGGACAGGUACUACUGAAUAAAUUAUAACUGCAGGUUAUGGCAAAUGUGCAGACUCUCACAGCUCAGUUAAGAUUUGAGUGUUUCAUUUGUUUGACUUAAGUAAUUAUAUUUUUUAAUCAUGGUCAAUGUAAAUGUACACAUUUGACAGAAUGGAAUAGAGGGCAAUAUAGCUGUGUUCUUGUGAAAACAGCUUCUACUAGAUUCACAUGAUAGAAUUCAUUUGGUCAUUUUUUGUACCUAUUGUUUGCAAGAAAUAUAGUUUGACAAACACUGAAUAAAUUGCAGGUCAAAGAUGUCAAUAAACGAAUACUAAAGAUGAGACCCCCAGACUUCUUGGCACGUCUACCAAGAGACAUGGAGAAACAUUUCAAGAACUUGAAAGGUGUGUACUUUAAUGGAACCGUGACUUGUUGAUGCUGGGAAGUAACAUUAGGCAUCAACAAACUAUUUUUUUUAAGCUUCAGAGUUGCAGUCUUGGUUGCUGUAUUAUUCACUUCCAUGCUUAGUUGGUUACCUUCCUGAUAAGUACCUGUGCCACUUUGCAUAUUUGGCAGAGGGGGUAUACAUUCUUCUUGGGGAUGGAAUAACACCAGUACAGCUUGCAAGAGCUCGUGAUCUCCUGCAGACAUUCUACAAGGAUUUUCAACAUUUGUAUGGUAAGAAAACUCAAUGACAGUCUCAACUCUACAUCCCGUUCCUGAUUUCUUUUUAUAACCAUUACACUGUAGGCUUGAUAACCCUGGCAGUACCAGUUUUCUAUGUGCUUUAUUUUGCUGCUGUUGUUGUUGUUUUUGUUUUAAGGUUACUUGUCCCAGACUUGUUUCACUCUGCCAAACAAAUAUUCUCACACCAUUGUCCAAUAUCUUGAGUAAUAAUAACAUAAAUUUCAAUGAAAGAGGAGAAAAAGCAGUAGGAGUACUAAUAAUACCCCUAGGGCUUUUAUUAUUUAUUGUUGGUAAAAGAAAUAACAAAAAAUCAAUCACUUUUGUAGCAUUGCUACCCAACAAAGAGAAACUGGUUUGUGGCUCAGAAGAAUUUUUAAGAUUAUGUUUAUAUUGAUGGGCUAACAGUGUUAUGCCUCUGUCCAUAUGUGUUAAUAGAAAAAGCUAAGCUAUUGUAAAGUGUCUUCUUGGGGUAAAUUCACCCAUUUACUGGUCAAAAAAAGGGCAUAACCCUAAACAGUGUGUUUCCCCCACAUUUAAAGGGAAUGGCAGUUGUGGUCUCAAUGUUCACAAUACUGGUGCCCAUCUGGCUGACUAUGUUGAAGGAUGGGGUCCACUGUGGGCAUGGUCCACCUUUGGGUUUGAGGACAUGAAUGGAACCAUCAUGGACUUGACACAUGGCACAGGAAAUGUCUGUAGACAGGUACUUUUAACAGACAGUUAAUUUACACCUAACACCUUUACACCAUUCACCUCAUGGUCACCUCGUUAAUUUGGUCAGCUUGUUAUUACGGUCAAUUUGUUUUCCAAACAAAACAAAUACAGUACUUGAAAAACAAUAUUUAACUUAAAGUAACAUAAUGUUAAGUCGUGACCAUUGUUUUUGAGAAAAAUAUGUAUGGCCAAGUCUGUUGUUGUUUUAACUGUAGAAUUCAGUUAUGUUCAGGGAAGUACCCUUGGGUACUAUUGUAUGCAUAUAUUAAAGUUGUUGCAUUCCAGAUGUUUGUUAAAUAAUUUACAGUUGUUUAGAAAUACAAAAGUAUCUGUCAGGACCAAUCAAGAUAUUGCUCCUACCCUGUUAAUGCAGCUAAAUUUUCAUGAGUCCUUGCUGACUGUGUUAUUAGAGUUCCACUGUCAUUAAUUUAAAUCAAGUAAAUUUAUAACUUACUCCAUUUGGAUAAAUGAAUUAUUAAUGUGCAAUUUUGAAUUUGUUACUAGGUUAUAUGGAUGCUUCAUGCUCAGGGUCGCUUAAGAUGUGAGGUAGAUAUGUUGGAGAAUGGUUGUGUUAAGCACUUUAUCAAAAGAAUGCUGAACACCAAAAGAGAGUAUGUGAUAUUUUGCUCUUAAGUGUACUUGUCUGAUCUUUUAUUGUAGUGUUAGUAAUAUUGAUAGCAAUUGUUAUCAUCAUCAGUAACUUCUUUACACUUCUGACAACUUCUUUUUUGCUUGAAAAACAUGCUGUUAUUAAAGAUAUUAAUCUACUUACUUUUUGCCAUUUGUGUUUUAGAGUAAAAAAUCUAAAGAUGGCAGAGAAUUGCUUCAUUGCUGGAGGGGCUAAGAAACUGGUAGGGCUACCACAAGAGUUAAUGGAGAAGAUUGAUAUGGAAGUUAAUGGAGGCAACAAAGUUAAAGUGCAACGAAUUGUCAAGAAUGGCCAAGUGUUUUACUCUAAAGAGUACACUAGAAUGGUGAAGCGGAAUGGCUAUGUUGUCUUGUUUGCAUGUGGCAAGGUUGGAGAGGUUGAGUGUUUUGUGUGGGAUAGGCAGUCUGGGAUCACAUUGGCAGUCUUUAGAGAAGUACAGCCAGAUCUCCAGAAUCCAUUUUUCUUUAGUGAGGCUGGUCAUCACAUAUUAAGGAUGAGACAAGAAAGGUACAAAUGAAAUUGAGCAUUAGAAAUUGUAAUGAAAGCUGUUGAGUUCACCAUCAGAACUGACUUUUUCAAAGGUUUUCAUUUUCAAUUACAAAUUAAAUAUUAUACCAUACCUAUAAAAUAUAGAACAAUUUUGUUGAUAGCUGACUCAGAAGAACGAUAGGUAACCUUAAAGCUGUCAUUAUUGAAGUGUGACUUACAAUUUUCAUUUGUAUGUAAAGAAGGACCUGUAAUUUGCACCAAAAAUAAAAAGAAGUAAUAUUUUAGGAGGUUCAGUGACUGAGACAUUUAAGAAAGUAAGUUAUGAAAAGAAACUUGGUUUGUACUUCUCACUACUAACAAGUCCUAUUUUAAAAUGUUUUCAGGUCCGAGUUUCAAGUAAAACGAAUUGAAGAAAUCAAGGAGAAGGUGUUAUUUCUUGAAGGGAAUGGUGACCACCUCUGUCUUGUCCGCGUGCCAAAUGUUUGCGGAGUGUGUGGAUAAUCCUUGAGUAGUGGAACUCUUACAAAAAAUGUUUUAUAAGAAUAAAAAGAGCAAG
Molecule: messenger RNA, 3184 nt
Organism: Pocillopora meandrina
Lineage: Eukaryota; Metazoa; Cnidaria; Anthozoa; Scleractinia; Pocilloporidae
Source: the annotation of a GenBank genome assembly